Emiliania huxleyi CCMP1516 is the source of this 450-nucleotide messenger RNA. RefSeq lists its product as hypothetical. The transcript has 2 exons. The record is from RefSeq and is a predicted model, not a curated record. Lineage: Eukaryota; Haptophyta; Isochrysidales; Noelaerhabdaceae. The coding region runs from base 1 to 450 and encodes 149 amino acids. Gene Ontology annotation, molecular function: arylsulfatase activity.
AUGCUGAUGGGGAGCGCCGGGCCGCUCAGCGGCAAUAAGAAUCAGUUGGCCGAAGGCGGCAUCCGCGUGUACACAGAGCCGGUGAUGAGCUUCGAUUUUUACACGACUUUCUUGGCCGCCGCGGGCGCCGUCAUUCCAAGCGGGGCGGACCUCAGCGGCGCGAACCUCCUGCCGUUCGUGACAGGGGAGGCGACGAGCCGACGGCCGCACGACCUGCUCUUCUGGAUGGAUGGAAGACAUUUUGCUGUGCGCUGGGGCGAUUGGAAGCUUUCCAACUUUUAUUCCCACGGCAGCAAGGGUGGAGUGGCGCUCUACAAUCUGAGAGAUGACAUCGGCGAGACGCACGAUCAGUCAACCAUCCGCCCUGACAUCAAGCGCAACCUACUGGAUGAAUACCGAAUGUGGUGCGCGCGCAUGCCCGUCUCCGCAAGCGGCAUCAAAAACUGCUAA